Messenger RNA from Colletotrichum spaethianum, 1344 nucleotides. RefSeq lists its product as uncharacterized. NCBI's taxonomy places the organism in Eukaryota, Fungi, Ascomycota, Sordariomycetes, Glomerellales, Glomerellaceae. The record is from RefSeq and is a predicted model, not a curated record. The coding region runs from base 1 to 1344 and encodes 447 amino acids. The transcript has 3 exons.
AUGACUGGAAGGCAGACAAGUGCACCACAUCGAGUAAACCGGAGGGCGACGCCGCCACAAGCAAGCCCACAGCGGCCGCAACCGCAACCACCACCACCGCAACCACCACCACCUCCUCCUCCUCCUCCGCCGCCGCCGCCGACACCACCUCCCCCUCCUCCAGCCGUGGUAGAUGACCACGAUAAUAAGAGCGAUGAGGGUAGUGAGAAAGACGAGGGAAACGAGAGCAAUAGGGGAAACGAAAGCAAUGCCAGCAAUGAGACAGACGAUAGCAAUGAGAGUAAUAAAGGGGAUGAGAGCGAUGAAGAUAUCAAGAGCGAUGAGGGCAGUGAUAAUGACAACGGAAACAGGAGUGAUGAGGAGAACGAAAGCAAUGCUAGCAAUGGCAGAGGUGAAGGAAACGAGAGCAACAAAGAGGGUGAGCGCGAUGAAGACAUCAAGAGCGAUGAGGAAGAUGGGAACCCAGGUAAUGCCGGCGCGGAGAACAACCCCGGUACUGAGAGCAGUCCGGAUUCCGACAGCGGUGUUGAUCCUAGCCAGGGUAAUGAUUCAGAAAAUGACGGCGAUCCCAACGGAACUUCUGAUCAGGAAGGAAACCAAGAUCAGACAAAUAGCGGUUCAUUACUAAUGGCCCGAACACCUGGAUUUUCUAACAGCGUUCCCGCCUCGCUCAGUGACUCUACAUCGACCGAACCCUUUCCUCCAUACGAAGAGCCUUCUCCAUCGACCUACCUAAACACUAGUCCACAGAGAGGUCAGGGAAGCUCCCAAGAUAACUAUGAAUCUAGCCUGGAAGAAGACGAAGGGAACGAGGAUGAAGGGGAUGAACACCAAGACGAGGACGAGGAAGAGGAGCAAGGAGAGGUAGACGAAAAAGAAAAUGAAGAAGAAGAGAAGAAGGCGGCGGCGGAGGAGGGGGAUGAGGAGGAAGAGGAGGAGGGGGAAGAACUGAGAAGCCCUGGCCCCCAUCCGGGAGGCCGAUCACCAAGUUCCUCACCUGGUCCGUCUACAUCAAACCUGUGGGCUCCUAUCGGGAACAUGCUAGGUGGCAGGGGAGCCGGACGUUUUGGAGCCGCAGGUGGGCAAAACCACGGCCCCGGAACAGGCGGAGGCGGCGCUAGUCGCGGUGUGACCUUCAAGAAGAUUAGCACUAUCGGCAAGGCCUUGACAGCUGCAGAUCCGGCACCUAGACUGCAGAAGCGACGACUUGAAGAGGAAGCAGACGGAUCUCGCCCUACUAGAAAACGUAAAAUGGACUCGGCCGAGUCGAAGAGCAACCCCUGCGCAAGCCUCUGGGAGUCCCGAGACAUCAAUAUCAGGAAAGAGACGAAGCAGUUCGCUUGA